AUGAAAGAGAUUCAGGAGGAAGAGGAGAGGAAGAAAGCGCAGGGUGCAUCAAGUGCACUCUCAGCUUCGAUUUCUGAUGCAGCCUUCCUUUCAGCUGCAGCAAGGAGAGAAACGAUCCGACCGGCAGAACUUCCGAAGGUGAAGUUUUUAUUUUCUUUCCUAACCUGUAGCUAUCUCAAUUUCAUUCUUUCACAGCCUACUGCUCCUACAGGUGGUAGCGCAUGGGCCGUCGUCGGCCCUGGGGGUAAACACAUACCUUCACCUGCGGUGACGUCCCCAACUCCAAUCGCCACAACAUCUAACCGCUCUUCGGCCGUCAACGCUCGUUCAGCCUCCACGGUUUCUUCCACACCUGCCGCUAGACCUACCACGGCCGCCGCUUCUACCACUUCGACGACCCCAUCGUCGUCUGGUGGUAAUGCUAAGAAAGUUGAUGUGAAAAUGCACCCCUCGGUUGAUUUCAUGCGUUGGCUACGUGAUGCACUUCGUGGAUUGAAUCAUGGUGUUUCCGUGGAAGAAUUCAUAACAAUGCUCUUCGAUCUUCCCCUAGACCCGGACUUGUCCAUGCUUGACGUCAUCUCUGAUUUCGUCUACGCGAACAGUUCGACGAUGGACGGGAGAAGAUUCGCUUCUGAAUUUGUGAAUAAGAGGAAGGCAGACUCGGCGAAAGUGAGUCAAAUGGGCAAUGGUGGCGUUGGUGCUGGCAGUGCCAGUAAUGGGAGUGAGAGUGGGAAGUCGGUUAGUCUUGCCGAUGUGGUUAAAAGUCAGCCCAAGCCGGCGCAACCUGAUUGGGGUUACAAAGUCGUCACAAAGAAGAAGGGCAAGAGGAGUUAG
Messenger RNA from Cantharellus anzutake, 834 nucleotides. RefSeq lists its product as uncharacterized. The record is from RefSeq and is a predicted model, not a curated record. The transcript is spliced from 3 exons. NCBI's taxonomy places the organism in Eukaryota, Fungi, Basidiomycota, Agaricomycetes, Cantharellales, Hydnaceae. Bases 1 to 834 code for a protein of 277 amino acids.